UGAGGGCACAUUCCUAGCGAUGGAGGAACUGAGAAAUAGAAAGAGCAGAUGACUUCCCAGAGCAACACCGCAACGCCAGCCUGGACUCUGAAGCUGCACGUUCACGUGCUGAGCUGCAAGGUCGUAUCCGAUUCUUUGCGACCCCGUGAGCUGUAUAGCCCGCCAGGCCCCUCUGUCCCUGGUGUUUCCCAGGUUCCUGCUGGCACUUUCCACUGACUGAACCAAACCCAGAGGACCAGGGAGCCCAUGGAUGCUUCCAGCAGGCUGGCCAGAGGGGCAGGAUGGAGCCAGGUGAGGAGCAGAGAUGGUCCAGAAGUACCGCUCACACCCGGUUCUUACUGCCGCACUCCGCCUGCUGGCUGCGGGCUCUGUCUUCACAGGAGCAUCCCUGGUGACGGGUCAGUGCUUGGAAUCUAGCUCAGUCUGUUGGCGUCGCAGACAUCACUGUAGGGGGUGCUCGGAGGGGCUGCACCCUUGAAAGAAACCCUGCCUGUUGACGCCUGGCAUUCCAUCACGAGGGAUCCGUUGAAAGCAGCUAAGCGUCGCCCUCCUCCCAUGCAUCCGAAAUGCAGCAGCCCCCAAAGGAUGGCUCUGCAGGAUCCAUGACACCGGCAGGAAGGAAUCUGGCCGUCUCCAGAGCGCUGGCAGUGGAGGAGAGUGGCAGAACACACCAUCUUCGAUGUGUCAUGCAAGAUCUUUCGUUGGCCUCAGGCUUCAGCCAGCCUUUCUCCCGCCUCUCCUCCAGAGUUGUCAACGGCGAGGACGCGGUCCCCUACAGCUGGCCCUGGCAGGUCUCCUUGCAGUAUGAAAAGGAUGGAGCCUUCCACCACACCUGCGGCGGCAGCCUCAUUGCCCCUGACUGGGUCGUAACCGCCGGCCACUGCAUCUCGACCUCCCGGACCUACCAGGUGGUGCUGGGCGAGUAUGACCGCUCUGAGCUGGAGGGCCCCGAACAGGUGAUCCCCAUCAACGCCGGGGACCUCUUCGUGCACCCUCUCUGGAACUCCAACUGCGUGGCCUGCGGCAACGACAUCGCCCUCGUCAAGCUCUCGCGCAGCGCCCAGCUGGGAGACAAGGUCAAGCUCGCCAGCCUCCCUCCCGCCGGUGACAUCCUGCCCAACGAAGCCCCCUGCUACAUCAGCGGCUGGGGCCGCCUCUACACUGGCGGGCCGCUCCCGGACAAGCUGCAGGAGGCGCUGCUUCCCGUGGUGGACCAUGAGCACUGCUCCCGGUGGGACUGGUGGGGCAUCACUGUGAAGACCACCAUGGUGUGCGCCGGCGGGGACACCCGCUCCGGGUGCAACGGUGACUCUGGAGGACCCCUCAACUGCCCGGCAGCAGAUGGCUCCUGGCAGGUCCAUGGUGUGACCAGCUUCGUUUCUGCCUUUGGCUGCAACACCAUCAAGAAGCCCACGGUGUUCACGCGAGUCUCAGCCUUCAUUGACUGGAUUGACGAGACAAUUGCAAGCAACUAGAACCAAGGCCAAGGUGGCAGUGCCCAUCCAUACUCUUUGGGAAAAAUAAAAGAUCUCUCAGAAAAUUCCAA
Molecule: messenger RNA, 1546 nt
Organism: Cervus elaphus (red deer)
Lineage: Eukaryota; Metazoa; Chordata; Mammalia; Artiodactyla; Cervidae
Product: proproteinase E
Exons: 11
Coding region: 567-1475 (302 amino acids)
Biological process (GO): proteolysis
Molecular function (GO): serine-type endopeptidase activity
Source: RefSeq, a predicted model, not a curated record